AUGGGCAUCCGCAGCGGUUUCUGGAAGGCCCUGCAGCCAUACGCGCGGCUGCAAGGCAUGGGGUUCCUUCAUGGCCGCCGCGUCGCUGUGGACCUCUCCUCGUGGAUCUUCUCCGCCAUGAGCACCAAAUCUCCCACCCUCCGCAACAUCUUCUUCCGCACGCUCUCCCUCUUCUCCAAGAUGGGGGCGUUCCCGGUGUUCGUGCUGGACGGCGUAUGCGCCAAGGCCACCUCUACAAGUGAAGCCUUCACGCGAUGCGUCCACGAGUGUGUGCAACUGCUUGGGCAUCUGGGAAUGCCGAUACUCCGGGCAAAGGGCGAGGCGGAAGCACUGUGCGCCCAGUUGAAUCGUGACGGCAAGGUGGACGCCUGCAUUACCUCUGACAGCGAUGCCUUCCUCUGUGGAGCCAACACUGUCAUCAAAGUGUUCUCCUCCACUGCCAAGGAGCCUUUUGAGUGCUACAACAUAGCAGAAAUCCAGGAUGGAAUUGGGUUGAGUAGGAAACGAAUGAUAGCCAUGGCGCUUCUUAUUGGCAAUGACCAUGAUUUGAAGGGGGUGCCCGGUGUGGGUCUUGAGACCGCACUUGCGUUUGUGCAGUUAUUUCAUGAGGAACAUAUCUUGGACGAAUUACGAGCAAUCGGUAAAGGAAUAUAUCCACCUGCAGCCUUCGCAUCUCAAUGUCCUAUCUUUCACAAGGCGCGUGAUCUGAAUUGGAAAAUCAAUGUCUGCAAAAGAUUAGCUGCUCACCCAAAUUUCCCAAAUGAGGAGAUAAUUAAACUAUAUCUAUGUGAUGACAAUUUGGAUACAGGUAUUCGCACUCCCCUUUGCUUGUAUAUCUAA
Triticum dicoccoides is the source of this 840-nucleotide messenger RNA. Its product is annotated as flap endonuclease GEN-like 1. The record is from RefSeq and is a predicted model, not a curated record. Lineage: Eukaryota; Viridiplantae; Streptophyta; Magnoliopsida; Poales; Poaceae. Gene Ontology annotation, molecular function: 5'-flap endonuclease activity. Bases 1 to 840 code for a protein of 279 amino acids. The transcript has 4 exons. Gene Ontology annotation, biological process: pollen development.